AUGACUGAAGGAACUCAAAUGUCGAACCCAUCCGAAAGCAACCUGAAUAUGUUCCCCUCAGAUAGUAGAGGCGAGCCGGCCUCGACACAGAGCCACGUUGAGACCUCCCGGUCGUUGGACCCUCGCAACUCGCUAGAGGAUUACAACCGCACAAUGCUGGAUUACACCCAACGUCAAAUAUCCUCCUUUGUCGAUCGGGAUGAUGGAAACAAUAGCAGUGGCAGCAGCAGCCGGAGCAGCGGUAGCAGCGUUCAUAGCGGCCACUCCAACAGCGGUAGCCUGGCUCGCCAGGCCAAUGGUCCUCCCCCGACUUCCGCCAGUGCUGCUCGUCAUGCAACCGAGAGAGCCGAACGCAAGUUGGCCCAUGAGGCUAAGAACACCGGAUUCUAA
Molecule: messenger RNA, 390 nt
Organism: Penicillium lagena
Lineage: Eukaryota; Fungi; Ascomycota; Eurotiomycetes; Eurotiales; Aspergillaceae
Exons: 1
Coding region: 1-390 (129 amino acids)
Source: RefSeq, a predicted model, not a curated record